AUGCCUGGAUUCCCUAAACUCGCUCUCAUCGACCGCUCCGCUUUCCCCUCCCAAAUUCGCAUGCCCGAUAUCUCUGGAUAUACCGGUGAAGUAUUUGCACUCAAGGUUAAUCCUCACUGGCACGAAGCCGAGGCGAGCUCGUAUGCAUGGUUCGACAGCUACGGGGUUCACUCUGGUGCCAAGCGACAAGAGUUCUUCGACACCGGCUUUGGUCUCAUGGCCUCAAUGGCAUACCCAGAUGCCGACCUUGAGCACCUUCGCCCGUCUAUGGACUUUAUCCUUUGGUUGUUUGCUUUCGAUGAUAUGACAGACGAGGGCGGGCUUCGCGACAGUGUUGAGCGUGUCAAGCAAGCCGUCGACGUGACGAUGAGCGUUCUCCGCAACCCAGAAGGACCCCAGCCCAAGUUCAAGAUCGCUGCGACUCUUCAAAGCUUCUUCAACCGCAUGCGAGCAAACGCGACCCCAGCAACCAUUCAGCGCUUUGUUGACUCCUCAGAUCUUUACACUCAAGCUAUUCUCCAGCAGACCGUCAACCGAUCUGCUGAUGAGGUCCCGACCGUCGAAGAAUUCAUUCAGUUACGCCGCGAUACAUCUGCUGUGAAAAUGGUAUUCGCCGUGCUCGAGUACUCUCUUGGUCUCGACCUUCCGGAUGAAGUACACGACGACCCUAUCGUGGCUGAGCUUGCUCUUGCCGGAAACGACAUCCUGACUUGGGCCAAUGACGUUUAUUCUUUCCCAAUUGAACAGGCACGUGGCGAUACUCAAAACCUCGUUUUCAUUACCAUGUGGGAUAAGAAACUCGACCUCGAGGGUGCGAUGGAUUACGUCGACCAACUUACAAGGAAACGUGUCCAGGAAUACGUGGAGGCCAAGGCAAAGUUGCGCUCAUUUGGCCCAGAGCUCGACGAAAAGGUUGCUCUGUACAUUCAGGGUAUUGAAUACUGGGUGCAAGGUGCCAUUGAUUGGACCUUCAUGACAACUCGUUACUUUGGUGAAGACGCUGAGAAGGUCAGAGAGACAGGGAUCGUAGACAUUAUGGCUCCGAUCGCGCCUGCCGCUCCUCUCUACGUAGAGGCAUGA
Molecule: messenger RNA, 1080 nt
Organism: Rhizoctonia solani
Lineage: Eukaryota; Fungi; Basidiomycota; Agaricomycetes; Cantharellales; Ceratobasidiaceae
Product: terpene synthase
Exons: 7
Coding region: 1-1080 (359 amino acids)
Source: RefSeq, a predicted model, not a curated record